Molecule: messenger RNA, 704 nt
Organism: Stereum hirsutum FP-91666 SS1
Lineage: Eukaryota; Fungi; Basidiomycota; Agaricomycetes; Russulales; Stereaceae
Exons: 4
Coding region: 51-611 (186 amino acids)
Biological process (GO): proteolysis
Molecular function (GO): cysteine-type endopeptidase activity
Source: RefSeq, a predicted model, not a curated record
GGCUCCUCUCUCUCUCGAACCACCACUAUCGACUGGGCCGGUGGUGAAAGAUGGCCCCUGUCUUUUCCAAGGUCGUCCGUAGCAUCCCGCGCUUGCCACUACCGCGUCGGUCCAGCAGCGGAAGCAAAGAGCGUGAGCGCGUAGGACGGAGGAAGGCCCUGCUCAUCGGUAUCAACUAUCAGUGGGGGGAGGAGCACGAGUAUUUUGGACGCUUGCAGGGGUCCAUCCGCGAUGUUCAAGGGCUCAAGGACGUGUUGAUUCGUUAUCUUGGGUUCGAAGAGGCGGAUAUAGUGGUCAUGACGGAUGAGAAGUUGGAGGAUCGUGCAUCUGAUACGUGGCCUUCCAAGGAUAAUAUAGUGGCGCAGAUGCAAUCGCUGGUUCAAGACUCCCAGUCUGAGGAUGUAUUUGUCUUUCAUUAUGCUGGACAUACAGACCAGAGAGAGGUUCCGUCCCCCGAAGACCAUCAUGAAGAGAGUACAUACAACAUACGCCACAGUCAUACUCGUCAGGCACCGCCAAGGCCCGACGAGAUACGCCACUGUGGGCGGUGCCUGCCCACAGUGGCGUAUCUCGUCGCCGCGUGUUCCAGACUUACUACAAACAGUGUCUAAACGGAGCGGCGAAAACAAAUCCCCAAAAUUGUCCGCCCGAAAGCCACGAAAAUGUUGAAAUAUGUAGAUUCUGUAAUAAAUAUUAUUUGUCAC